Messenger RNA from Erigeron canadensis, 1189 nucleotides. RefSeq lists its product as uncharacterized. Bases 113 to 997 code for a protein of 294 amino acids. The transcript has 5 exons. The record is from RefSeq and is a predicted model, not a curated record. Lineage: Eukaryota; Viridiplantae; Streptophyta; Magnoliopsida; Asterales; Asteraceae.
UGUUCCAUUUUAUUUAACAAAAAUUACAUAUACAUAUACAUACAUAUUUUAUACAUAUAAUAUACAUUCCGAUCACCGGGAAGUAAAUUCUGGUGAUCGGAUAGUAAAAAGAAUGAAUUCACCGGAGCAAAUAGAAAAGAUAAAAAAUGUUUCAGUUGUAUAUUUAAUCCUCCGUUGUUCAAUUGCCUUUUUAUUUCCAUUGAUUUUUAUACUGUUAGUUUCAUUUACCGUUAUUAUUUUUACCGUUUUUAUUUCCAAUUUCGACAUUUCUUAUCCUAUUUCUGUUCCCUGCCACUGUAAAAUCGUCUCCAGCAGUGUAGAUCUUAGGUCAGCAAAAGUCUGUGAACUUGGACUUCUAAACUAUAAAGCAAAGCAUGUAUUUUAUCCAUCUGAGAAGAAGAAAUUCAGAUGUCGCUAUGAUUAUUAUUGGGCUUCUGUAUUUGAGGUAGAAUAUACAGACCAUUCUGGUCACCCGCAUACUGCAUUUGCAGAAGCACCUAAUGAGGCCCUCCCGGCUGAUUGUAGACCUACUUUCAAUGCUGCAUGGAUGGCUAAAGAUAUAUUCAAGGUGAACGAAACUUAUGAUUGCUGGUAUACAUUGGGAAUUUCCAAACUAAACUUGCAUUAUGAUGAUUUUUUUAAUUGCCAAGCUGACCACCCAUCUAUGAUGGAGAUGCUUAAGCGCUAUCUUAUCCUGUCAACAGAUAUGUUAAUGACUUGGCUUUCUCAAAAGGGUGGGAAAGGCAGGUAUGUGACAUGGGAAGCCAUAGCUGGAGUUAUUAGCGGUUUCUUGACUUCUGUAAUGACCGUUGUAUUCGGUAGAAUGUUGUAUCUACUAAAGUCUCGUAUUGCUGGCAUGUUUUGGAUGAGGGAUGUCUAUCUAGUCCGUUUGAAGCGAGCUUGUUUCCUUGUAGCAUAUUUUUCUUUUGUGAGCUGGUUAGCAGUUCAGUAUUGGGGAAAGCUUGGUCUCAUGGAUAUCUUUGGUGCUCAUACAUAGAAGAAAUAUAUAUGCAGCACUUGUAAUUUUUUUUUGUAGAAGUAGAUUAUUACAAGAGAUAUAAUAUAAGAGUAAACUUUUUUGUGCUUCAAGAAGAAUCAACUAUCAGAUGUACAGAUGUAGAACCAAUGAUUUGAGAAAGUUAUUUGAUGCACACACUUACAUGUGUAUGAAUAAAAGGGCAUUUAAGUA